CAGAUGGACCUGGAACUCGGGAAGUGACGACGCCUGUUGGUCUCCGUCGCUCGGACGUACUUACGAUCAUCGUGGAUGCUUGCCCGCUCCCCAAUCUCUCGCCACGAUCGACCUUCUCGACGCUUGCUAUAAUCAGCCAUGCCCUCCUCUGUAUUCGAUGAUUUCAGAGAAGGCCAGAAGAUCGGCUCUGGUCCCCGCCUCGCAGCAGCUCUUACCCCCGUCGCACCCACGGAGUACCCCGAUCGCUUGAAGUCGUUCUAUUACUUCUCCAACGCCGUCCAUGUGUCCGCCGAUCUCCGCUACUCGCUAUUCCAAGCCAAUGGCUUGAGGCUUCCCAAACAAGAGCAAGGGGCCUGGAUUGAUAUCUUCACGUCGUAUUGGAAAGCGGUGGGCGAGAUUGUCCGAUUUGACGACGCUCCCGGCCAUGCCAGCUGGGUGAAAGCGUUUGAUGCUUGGAAGGAAAUGGCAAACCUCCUGAUCAGGGGAUACUCGUCAAACGGACUGCAAGCUUGGACGGUGCCGUGUCUAUAUGUUGUCGGAAGAUACCUGCGGAUCUUUGCCAUUAAGGCAGAUGCGGAACUUGCUUCCCAAGGUUCUAUGGCUUUUGACGAUCGCUUCCAGGACGAUGCUACUGCUGACGUCAAACAUGCGAAGCUGGAGGAGGCUACACGGGUACUCAAUCGAAUGUUCACGUUGUGUCUCGGUGACAGGGCUCCGAUCGAAGAAUCACGGAAAUGGGGGAUCUAUGACACCACUAAUCUCCUGUUCAAAACUUAUUUCCGACUCAACACUGUUGGCCUAUCUAAGAACCUGCUGCGUGCCCUCAAGGCUUCAUCCGCCGACCUCCCUGACGUGGACGCUUUCCCGAAGUCCCAUAUUGUUACCUUCGAGUACUAUGUCGGAGUUAUACACUUUCUCGAUGAAAAUUAUGCUGAAGCUGAAGAGCAUUUGUCAUACGCAUGGAAGAUGUGCCACAGAAAUGCGACCAAGAACCGGGAGUUGAUUCUCGCCUAUCUCAUUCCCUGUCACCUUGUCACCACACACACCUUGCCAAGCAAGGAGCUUCUUGCCCCGUUUCCUCGCUUAGAGAAGCUCUUCCGCCCUUUGUGCGACUGUAUCAAAAAGGGAGACCUGGGCGGGUUUGAUGCCGCGAUGACGGCGGGAGAGGAAGAAUUCGUUAAGCGGCGCAUAUACCUGCCCCUUGAGAGAGGGCGCGACAUCGCCUUGCGAAACCUCUUCCGAAAGGUCUUUAUUGCUGGUGGAUUCGAUGAGUCCAAGGAUGGACAGGCUCCUAUUCGGCGCACGCGAGUUCCCGUCGCCGAAUUUGCAGCGGCUUUGAGAAUAGGUACCCAUGCGGAUGAAAGAUCCCGGGUGGACAUUGAUGAAGUUGAAUGUCUAUUGUCAAAUCUCAUUUACAAGGGGUUGAUGAAAGGUUACAUCGCCCGUGAACGUGGCAUGGUUGUGUUGAGCAAGGGCGGCACCGCAUUCCCAGGAACGGGCGUCUAAGCAUGAUACCCAGUUGCUGUCAUGUUACUCAAUGGCAGCGUUCCCACAUUCUUCCCUCAACAGCAUCCGGCUAUCAGUGCACCAGACACUCAAACGGCAGUGAUCCAAAACCCGAACUGGCGGAUAAAGCAGUGACAUCUGCAUCAUAUUCAUUAGGACUUAUCAGCUUGCAUUUCGUGGGCCAUGGCGGUCCAUGAGCAGCUCCUAUACACAUCCGUAGCCAUGACGGCCGCUCACUGAGCUCCAUAUCAGCAGUUACAGUGGUAUACUGUGGGUGGCAUGCUGCGCGGAUAGACGGGUGAUCCAGAAAAUGCUGGUCAUGCUUCUUUCCUUGUAUUUAGACCGCUGAAAUAUCCGUAAAUAGACAGGAUAGACCAACCAGGAAUACGUCAUGAAUACUCCAAAAUCCGUGCAAGAACAAGUCUCGGAACCCCAGGUCUCAGCAUGAAUUGAGGGGAAAAUGUAUGAAACAAUGUCACAUCAAGCAACCACUAUAC
Molecule: messenger RNA, 2003 nt
Organism: Aspergillus sclerotioniger CBS 115572
Lineage: Eukaryota; Fungi; Ascomycota; Eurotiomycetes; Eurotiales; Aspergillaceae
Gene: csn12
Product: protein csn12
Exons: 5
Coding region: 139-1506 (455 amino acids)
Biological process (GO): poly(A)+ mRNA export from nucleus; post-transcriptional tethering of RNA polymerase II gene DNA at nuclear periphery; transcription elongation by RNA polymerase II
Cellular component (GO): transcription export complex 2
Molecular function (GO): double-stranded DNA binding; RNA binding
Source: RefSeq, a predicted model, not a curated record